Abrus precatorius (Indian licorice) is the source of this 699-nucleotide messenger RNA. RefSeq lists its product as uncharacterized. The record is from RefSeq and is a predicted model, not a curated record. Lineage: Eukaryota; Viridiplantae; Streptophyta; Magnoliopsida; Fabales; Fabaceae. Bases 274 to 459 code for a protein of 61 amino acids. The transcript has 2 exons.
GAUUCGUUUUUAAUUGUGAAGAAUAGGAUAUGGCGGUGCUGCGUUGUUCCGCAAUCGUCUUCUACCCUGGAUCGUGCUAGGUUUUGCAGAAUUUCAGUUUCACUCAAUUGACAUACCAACAGAAUCUCGAAAUUUAUCCAUCGUUUCGUUUUGGUAACUCGCGAAAUCAAAUCAAUAUCGACAAGUGACAACCUCCCACGAUUGGUGAUUCUUGCAAAACUGAUCCUUGCAAAUAUCAGAUAUUCACUGCAAGCAAGCACUCAAGCAUCUGUCAUGGGUAUAAUCAGGAGUUGCUUCUCUUUCAUUGCAGGGACAGUGUUUGGGGUUUACUUGGCUCAGAAUUAUCAAGUUCCUAACCUCAGGAAGGUGGCUGACACCGCUGUGGUAGAGGCGAAGCAAGUUGAGGAAAAAUACCGCAAGAGUAAGAAGAAGGGUGGUAAUGAUGAUAACUAUGAUUAGAGCCUUUACCACACUACAUUGGAAUCAGGUUCUUGUUUUGGGAUUUUUGUUCUUUUUGGGGUUUGUCCUGCAUUGUAUAGGAUCGGGUACCCUUAUUAACUUGGAGAACACAAAUUAGUGGAAGACCUUUACAGAAGUGAUCUUUGCAUUUAUGAACUUAUUAUUUUGUCUAUUGUUCAAGGGUAAUGUUGUCACUCCUUUGUCUUGUUGCAAAAUUUGCUUUAAAAUUACUAGUUAAAG